Molecule: messenger RNA, 3102 nt
Organism: Cydia amplana
Lineage: Eukaryota; Metazoa; Arthropoda; Insecta; Lepidoptera; Tortricidae
Gene: CYP367A1
Exons: 21
Coding region: 1-3093 (1030 amino acids)
Molecular function (GO): oxidoreductase activity, acting on paired donors, with incorporation or reduction of molecular oxygen; iron ion binding; monooxygenase activity
Source: RefSeq, a predicted model, not a curated record
AUGUUGGCGUGGAGCGGUACAGCUGCACUGGGCGCGGUGCUGGCGACGCUACUGCUGUGGCUGAGGUGGCGCGCGCGCAACCGGCGGCGGCUGGAGCUGGCGGCGCGCGUGCCCGGACCGCCGGCCCUGCCGCUGCUCGGCAACGCCUUGCUCUUCAUGGCUAAGCCUAAUGAACAACUAAAAUUGGUGGCGGACAUUAUAACGAAAUACGGCGAGUACGUGAGAUUCUGGUUAGGGCCAGAGCUAAACAUAGUUGUUUCGAACCCGGAAGAUAUAAAGUUGAUUCUAACGAGUAACAAAGUCACCAAAAAAGGGCCUGUGUACAACUUCAUGAAACCCAUGAUAGGCACUGGAAUACUAACUGGUGGUGAACAUUGGCGUCAUUGUCGGAAGACAGUGACACCCUCGUACAACAAGAAGGCAGUGGCGGCGUUCGCGCGCGUGUUCAACGCGGAGGCGGCGGCGCUGGCGCGGCGGCUAUGCGCACGCGACGCGAACACCUUCGACGUCUUCCACGAGGUUGUUGACGCCACUACGCAGUGUGUUUGUCAAACACUAAUGGGCCUCACAAAAGAUGACUCAAUGAAUUUGGCAAAUCUUGAUUUCGUGGUGUCAAAUACUCGCAGAGCGUACAGUUUAUUUUUUGCCAAAAUGACUAAAUGGUGGCUUCAGAUCCCGCUUAUUUACUGGAUCACAGGAGCUCAGAAGGUUGAAGAUAAAAUAAUUAAGGAGUUUCAUAUUUUGACCAAAGAUAUAGUAGAUAAAAGAAAAAGUGCUUUGGCUAGAAAGGAAAGUACCGAGGAAAAGGUACGAGGCAUCGUGGACAGGCUCAUCUUAAAAGGAGACCUCACAGAGAAAGAGAUAAGGAAUCAGACUUUUGCUCUGUUUACUACUAGUCAAGAAGCCGGAGCAAAAAUAGUAUCUGCUGUUCUCUUGUACUUAGCGCAUUUACCGGAGUGGCAGGAUAAAGUGUACAACGAGAUCCUAGAGCGCCUGGGCCCGGAAGACGAAUUCAUAACAGACGAGCACAUCAAGUCACUACAGUACCUGGACAUGGUUUACAAGGAAGUUCUGCGUUGUAUGUCCAUUGCGGCCAUGAUACAGAGAACAGUCGAAGAAGAAAUCACUAUAAAUUCAGGGAAAAUCACCCUGCCAGUUGGGACCUCUUUAGCGAUUCCCAUUCACAUGCUCCAUCGAAAUCCGAAAUACUGGCCGGACCCCGACAAAGUUGACCCGGGAAGGUUCCUGCCCGAGAACGCGGAGCUGCGGGACCCUAACGCCUUCGUGCCUUACAGCCUGGGCCCGAUGGACUGUCUAGGUCGCGUGUACGCCAUACAGAUGGUGAAGACGCUGGUGGUGCGCACGCUGCGGCACGUGCGGCUCGAGGCCGACGGCCGCUUGGAGGACCUGGCGCUCGACGUCGCCAUCUCCGUCUCCUUCUCCGACGGGUACCGACUCAGGGUCUACCCGAGGCCGAAGAACAACAGAGGCCGAAAUUACAUUACACUGCCUUUAGUUAUAGUGCACUUGCUCACAGAAAACAGCAUUGGAGAAGUGAAACUGUUGAAGUGUUUUUCGGUGUCUUGUUGCAGGAUGUUCCUGUUAUUAGCAUUGGCAUGUGUGGCGCUGGCGUGGUGGGCGCUUUGGCGCGCGCGGCGCCGGAGGCUGCUGUUGCUGGCCGACCAGCUGCCAGGCCCGCCAGCACUGCCCGUGCUCGGCAACGCCCUGAUGUUGAUUAGAAAUCCAGAAGGAAUAUUCGUCACUUUGGGCAAGCUCAAGAAGAAGUACGGCCGUGCAUUCAGAUUCUGGCUGGGACCCGAUCUCAAUUAUUGUAUAUCAGAACCUGAUUACGUCAAAAUUCUUCUUCAAAGCAGAAAAUUAAACGAAAGAGGCCCGCAAUACAAAUACAUGGUAGAUUUCCUAGGCUAUGGUAUUCUUAGCGGAUCAGGUCCAAUAUGGCGGAAGCGCAGAAAGCUAAUCAGCCCGAAUUAUAGCCAUAAAGCUAUAGAAAACUACAGUUAUGUAUUCAAUGAAGAAACUGGCAUCUUACUGCAGAGACUCAGGGCGCGACCUGCGGGGGAAUCAUUUAAUAUCUACGAAGAAAUCGUCAAAACGACCACCUACACGGUCUGCCAAACUUUAUUCGGCUUGAGCAGAGAACAGACGUUGAGCCUCCCCUAUCUUCAGGAAAUAGUUAAUGAAACACAUCAGAUAUACGCAGAAGCGUUCAUGAGAAUGACAAAAUGGUAUCUACAAAUUGAGCCUUACUACCGGCUUUCACAGUACUACCCAAGACAUAAAAAGUUCAUACAAAAAACAAAAUACAUGGCGGACGCUGUCGUCGAACAUAGAGUUAAAAAACUAGAUGAUACAAGCUUAAUUGAACUGGACGACAGCGAAAUUGCGUUUAACAAGCAUGAGGUUUUUAGUACUGUGGAUAAGUUAAUUUUGGCAAAAACAAUCGAUUAUGAUGAGAUGUUAAAACAAAUAUUUACUAUAUUUACAACGAGUCAGGAAACAUCAGCGAAUAUUGCUUCUUUCCUACUACUGAUGAUGGCCUACCACCCCGAAUGCCAGGAAAAACUGUACGCAGAGAUAAAGGAAGUAUUUGGCGGAGAAGACCGGCAUGUGACCGACGAGGAUGUCAAGCGCAUGCCGUACUUGGACAUGGUAUUCAAGGAGGUCGUCCGGCUGUUUCCGAUCGCGGCGAUGGUGCAGCGCACGGUUAUGGAAGAUAUCGAUAUAAGUCAGGGCGUCACGCUCCCAGCAGGCAGUUCCCUGACCGUGCUGAUAUUCCACAUGCACCGCGACAAGGACUUCUGGCCGUAUCCGGACGCCUUCGACCCGGAGCGGUUCAGCCCUGAGCGUUCCGCGGCGCGCCACCCCUACUGCUACAUCCCUUUCAGCUUGGGCUCCAUGAACUGUUUAGGGAGAUACUUCGGCACCAAACUAGUGAAGACCAUGUGCGUGAAAGUGUUGCGUGAGUUCCGUCUGACGUCUCCAGAGUCGUACGAGGACAUGCGUCUCGUGCUGGCCGUGUCCGUCGCCUCCGUCAACGGCUACCCCGUACAGCUACAUCCACGGAAACGUUAACAUGUUCCU